AAGUCGCUACGAGGCAUCGGAUGGUACAAUGCAAUUUGCGACGGUGGGGACCUUAUGAACGGCUAGGAGCCGCAUUUGUAACAACUGUCGAGAACAAAACCGCCUUAUUGAGGGAGAUUCGCGUUCAACCUUCGCAAAUAUGCAACUCCCCCGUCAAGCUCAACUGAAGAUGGAGAAAACUCCUCAUGAGAACGCUUCUGGAAUAGAUGACAAAGAUGGACUGGGCAGUACUCCAGUACUCAUUACAAGAUCCGUGACAUCAGAACAAUCGUUUUGCAGAUACGACGAGGCUCGCCACCCUUCUCCAAAUAACACAAGUCCCGAAGCCCUACCCAGCCUUCCAAAAGUCGUGGAUCGCAUUCCCUUCGCAGCAUGGGCGGUCAUCUUCGCGGGAGCCUUUGAGCGUUUUGCCUACUUCGGCCUGAUUGCGCCAUGGCAGAACUACAUGCAACAUCCACGCAAGCACACAAAGCCAAACAGUAUCGACGUCCGUUACAAUAGCCUCCCAGGGGCUCUGGGCCUAGGGCAAGCAAUGGCAACAAACAUGUCCAACGCUUUUUUCCUGAUAUCCUUUUUGACGCCCAUGUUCUUUGCGGUUCUGAGUGAUUCGAAACUAGGCCGGUAUAAGACGCUCAUGUUGGGGCUAGCGUGUUACUUGGUUGGGUGCGUUGUGAUUACGGCAACUAGCACGCCCAGAAGCCUUGAAAGAGAGGCAGGCCUGCCCGGGCUCGUCGUUUCAAUGGCAUUUGUGGCAUUGGGAGCGGGAAGCAUAAAGGCUUGCUACGCGCCCUUCUUGGGAGACCAGAUAGUACACUGUGGGAAGGAAGCAGAAAGGGUAGAGAAGAUCAAAGGGCGAUUGGUGGUUGUUAGUCGAGAACGGACGUUGCAGUUUGUUUACAAUGCGUACUAUUGUCUUGCAUCCAUUCCCGUCACAUACCUGGAACACAGAUACGGAUUUUGGCAAGCAUAUCUACUCGCAACAGGAGCUCUGGUCGUAAGCAUCAUGCUGUUCUUACUUUGGGGUGGAUGGUUUAUCAAGCUUGAACCACAGGGGAACAUGCUGCCCCAAGCAAGCAGAGUGCUGGUUUGUUCAAUGAGGAGCGGGCUAAGGUUAGAUCACGCCAAACCAGCAUACCAAGAAGCAAGAUCUCGGCGCAUCGUACCGUGGACCGACGAGUUUGUGGAAGAAAUCAAGCAAGGCCUUGUUGCCUGCCGUGUUAUAUUUUGCCUCCUUUUCUUCUACCUUGUCGUUUCUCAGAUGUAUAACAACCUGGUAUCUCAAGCCGGCUCUAUGCGCCUUUCCGGCAUCCCCAACGACCUUCCUCAGGCCUUCUCCGGCGUCGCCUGCAUCAUCUUCGGACCUCUUAUCCAAUGGCUGUAUUCCGUCCUCGCCCGGAAUCUCAUAGAGCUUGGUCCCAUCGCACGCUUGGUCAGUGCUUUCGUCUUUUGCGGGUUGUCAAUGGUGUAUGCAGCAGUACUGCAACGCUCCAUCUACGCCUCGUCACCUUGCUUUUCGCGUCCGCUCGUCUGCUCAGCAGGAGCGGGAAAACCCAACAACAUAUCCGUCUUUCUCCAAAUACCCACUUAUUUUCUCCUCGCCAUUGGAGAGAUCCUAGGGUUCGUGACGGCGUUCGAGUACGCAUACCGCAAGGCACCAACCGGCAUGAAGGCGAUUGUCAUGGCGUUCUCGCAAUUGACGGCCGGACUGGCGAGUGCGCUAGGAAUGGCUGUGAGUCCAGCGGCCAAGGACCCAAACAUGGUUGUGCUGUAUGCAGUCCUCGCGGGGGUGAUGGGUGCGAACGCGGCUUUAUUCUGGUGGAUAUUCAGAAGAUUGGAUCGGGUAGACGGGCGUGAAAUGCAGCAGAAUGAUAUAGAGGAGGAGAAUGAUAGGCAGGGUGCUAGCCUUUAGCGCUUUCCGCGUGGUCCUCACGACGGAAACCCAGUCCAUGCAUGUAGUGUUUUGAGCCGCGUGGAUUGCAAGUACUGCAUGGAUGCCAGUAGUUAUUGUGACAAGACGAUGAAUAGUACGCCCGAGAUUUAGGGGUCAAAUAGCCAUGCGACCACGCAUACCUGUUGCCGCAACUCUCGGAUCCCGAUAAGCAUCCCACAGGGAGGCUUGCUACUAGUGAGCGAUGCGA
Messenger RNA from Westerdykella ornata, 2138 nucleotides. RefSeq names its product MFS general substrate transporter. Bases 140 to 1909 code for a protein of 589 amino acids. Gene Ontology annotation, molecular function: tripeptide transmembrane transporter activity; dipeptide transmembrane transporter activity. The transcript has 4 exons. Gene Ontology annotation, cellular component: fungal-type vacuole; plasma membrane. Lineage: Eukaryota; Fungi; Ascomycota; Dothideomycetes; Pleosporales; Sporormiaceae. The record is from RefSeq and is a predicted model, not a curated record. Gene Ontology annotation, biological process: transmembrane transport.